This is a messenger RNA of Vigna angularis (adzuki bean), 1257 nucleotides long. Its product is annotated as peptidyl-prolyl cis-trans isomerase FKBP20-2, chloroplastic. The record is from RefSeq and is a predicted model, not a curated record. The transcript is spliced from 7 exons. Gene Ontology annotation, molecular function: peptidyl-prolyl cis-trans isomerase activity. The coding region runs from base 16 to 1086 and encodes 356 amino acids. NCBI's taxonomy places the organism in Eukaryota, Viridiplantae, Streptophyta, Magnoliopsida, Fabales, Fabaceae.
CAGAAAUGAUCGACAAUGAUUGACCAAAAGCACAUCCAAGUUAUCCAAGUGGAAAAUGUUGAGAUAAGGCACUCUCCACAGCCACUCAUAAUCACAGACACAGCAAUCACCACAGAGAAACCAAAACUAUAUUGUCAGAUUCCAGAAAAGCAAGCAGAAGGCAAAGAAAGAACUUGGCUAGCUAAGGAUCAAGCAAAUACAAUGGCUCAAGCAAUGUCAUCAAUGGCAGGUAGCCUUCAACUCAGUGGCUCCACACGUUUGCAUGCCAAAAGGGUGUCUUCAGUCACACGUGCAGGAUUCGCAGUUAGAGCACAACAUCAACAAGAACAAGUACUAAAAAGGGUUUUACUGUUUUGGGCAGUGAACUUUCCUUGCGCUGUACAAGGAACUAUAUUUUCUCAGAGGAAACAAUUAUCUCAUGGAUGCACAAACCAAAAUUCAAAGGAUUAUUACCUAAUGCAGGAUAGUUCCAUGUUGCGUUCUGAAAAAUCAUUGAGGAGAACACUCUUCCUUUCUGUCUUGGUCUCAACUGGUUUUUUCCCAACUUUGUAUUCUUAUGCAAAGACAAAGAGUAAGAAUCCUUAUGAUGAAAAACGAUUGCUAAAACAAAAUCAGCGGAUACAGAAGGAAAACAAUGCGCCAGAGGACUUCCCAAAUUUUAUUAGAGAAGGUUUUGAAGUUAAAAUAGUAUCUUCAGAGAACUAUGUAAAGAGUAACUCGGGACUCAUAUACCGAGAUUUUGUAGUUGGUCAAGGUGAUUGCCCAAAGGAUGGUCAGCAGGUCACUUUUCACUACAUUGGUUAUAACGAAUCUGGUCGUCGAAUUGACAGCACUUACUUGCAGGGUACUCCUGCCAAAAUCCGCAUGGGUACCAAGGCAUUAGUUCCAGGAUUUGAGGAGGGAAUCAGAGACAUGAGACCAGGUGGGAAGAGAAGAAUCAUCAUCCCCCCUGAACUUGGACCACCAGUAGGACCUUCAACCUUUUUCAGCUCAAAACAGUUUGAAGUUUUUGAUGUGGAGCUAUUAAGCGUGCAAAAUUGUGAAAGGAGGACCGUAGCCUUUUACUCAGAUGUAAUUUGCAAUUGAGAGAAGGCUGCCAUUUGAGUUGUCUAAAUCAUGACCACUGAAGGCAUAAAGCACAGAUUAUUCUAGUUAGGAACUUAAUUAUGAUUGUACUAUAUAGAGAUAGCAACACACAACCUUUUAGCUUUUUUCUUUGAGGCAAUCAUAAUCUAACAUUGUUAAGAUUUUUCUCUA